This is a messenger RNA of Penaeus monodon (black tiger shrimp), 410 nucleotides long. RefSeq names its product pro-resilin-like. Gene Ontology annotation, cellular component: extracellular matrix. Lineage: Eukaryota; Metazoa; Arthropoda; Malacostraca; Decapoda; Penaeidae. The transcript has a single exon. The coding region runs from base 1 to 315 and encodes 104 amino acids. The record is from RefSeq and is a predicted model, not a curated record.
AUGUAUAUCGGUACCUUCGACUGGGCCGUGAAGCACGACUACUCCGGCAACCACUUCGGCCACCAUGAGUCCCGCGACGGAGACUACACCCAAGGCUCGUACUACGUGCAGCUUCCCGACACUCGCUUGCAGACUGUCAAGUACUACGUGGACGGCGACUCUGGCUACGUGGCCGAGGUGGAGUACGAGGGCGAGGCUCAGCAUCCUGAGUCCGAGGAGUAUCGAGUGUCUCGAGGCCGAUACUCAGACUCAGGCGAAGACUCGUCCGAAACGGUCGUUCGAGCUCCCUCAAGAUUUUAUGGCUCACCUUUGUAAUGCUUAGACGAAAAGGACAUAUCUCGCUUCUAUGACUAUGAUCUCAUAUGGAUAUUAUGUGAAUUUAACUUAUCUGUAUAUUAACUGUACUAAAG